This is a messenger RNA of Dovyalis caffra, 603 nucleotides long. NCBI's taxonomy places the organism in Eukaryota, Viridiplantae, Streptophyta, Magnoliopsida, Malpighiales, Salicaceae. The record is from the annotation of a GenBank genome assembly.
AUGGCAAGACCUGGCAACAGGAUCAUACAAGCUAAGCUGGUGCUUUUGGGGGAUAUGGGAACUGGGAAAACCAGUUUGGUAUUAAGGUUUGUCAAGGGCCAGUUCUUCGAUCACCAGGAACCAACAAUAGGAGCAGCUUUUUUUACACAGAUAUUAUCGUUAGCUGAAGCAACUGUGAAGUUUGAUAUAUGGGAUACAGCGGGACAAGAAAGAUACCAUAGCUUGGCUCCUAUGUACUAUCGUGGUGCAGCAGCAGCUGUUGUUGUGUAUGAUAUUUCCAGCAUCGAUACGUUUGUCAGAGCCAAAAGGUGGGUUCAAGAGUUGCAAAGACAAGGAAAUCCUAAUAUGAUUAUGGCAUUAGUAGCAAAUAAAUUGGACUUGGACUCAAAGAGAGAGGUGCAGAAUGAGGAAGGUGAGCAAUUCGCUCAAGAGAAUGGGAUGUUCUUCAUGGAAACAUCUGCAAAAACUGCAGAAAAUAUUAACGAGCUUUUCUACGAAAUAGCAAAGAGAUUGGCAAGAGCUUACCCUUCAAAGCCUACAGGGGUGAAUCUGAACAAUGAAACAGAAAGUAGGACAAGAAAACUAUUUUGUUGCUCUGGGUGA